AUGGGGCGUAUGAUGCCAGAAGUGAAGCUGGGUUUUCGGCGGUGCAGGUGGAGGCCCCCGCCACCGAGGGCGCAUUCGCCGGGUAAGAACGGCCGGCCAAUAGGAGUCCCAGCGGUGGUCAUACCCACACGGGCACCGGGUCAGCCCGGGGACCACAACCCCGAAUCAGACCCAAGUUCCCGAUUCGGCACGUACCUGCGUGGGGUCGGAGGAAAGGAGGAACGCGGAGACAGCAUCGACGUAACAUCUCCCCAGACAGUCCCCCCCGUGGUGGAGCCCGUGUUCACCGAGGUCCGCCAGGCCCUGGGCCGGGCCUUCAGCCUGUCGUGCCGGCUGCUGCGAGCCCACCCGGCGCGGCUGCUGCACUACGAGUGGAAGCUGGGCGCCCGGCUGCUCACCGUGGGGCAGCUCCCCCCCGACCGCGACGACACCGCCUACCUGGUCAAGGCCCUGAACCGGGAGGGCUACGGGGAGUACACCUGUGACAUCAGCAGGGCCGGCGCCGGCCGCUGCACCUUCCUGGUCACAGCUCAGAUGAGCCAGUCCCGGUGGUGGGAGCAGGAGAUCUCCAUGGAGGGGAACAUCCAGAAGGGGGAGCUGCUGACCUACAACCUGACGGAGCUGGUCCAACCGGCGUCCUACCUGGUCCGCCUGACCCCCAUCACCCGCUACGGCGAGGGGGACACCACGGAACGCACCAUCACCUACACCGCUCCCGUUAACCCGCAUCUCAGGGAGUUCCAGUGCGGCUUCGAGGACGAGGCGUUGUGUCUUUUCUCUCAGGACCAAACGGACGACUUUGAUUGGACGCGUCACAGCGCCGCCACGCGGGACACCAAGUACACCCCCAACACGGGCCCGAGCACCGACCGCACCGGCGCCAAGCAGGGUUUCUACAUGUACAUCGAGACGUCGAGGCCGCGGCUGCAGGGGGACAAGGCCCGGCUGCUGUCCCCCACCUUCAACACCAACUCCAGGACGUCCUCGUCUUCCUCCUCGUCUUCCUCCGUCCCCUACUGCUUCUCCUUCUACUACCACAUGUACGGGAAGCACAUCGGAUCUUUGAACGUCUUUCUGCAUCAGAAAGGUCCACCGGUGACGGACACCUCAGUCUGGACUCUGGUUGGUAACCAAGGAGACCGGUGGCGGCAAGCCAAGGUCAACAUCCACCCGGCCGCAGCCUUCCAGGUUGUGAUGGAGGGGGUCCGGGGCGCCGGCAUCGAGGGAGACAUCGCCAUCGAUGAUGUCACCAUCGAGGAGGGGGAGUGCAAAGACCCCCCCCCCAACAGUGGGUGUCAUGUCCCUCCA
This is a messenger RNA of Etheostoma spectabile (orangethroat darter), 1308 nucleotides long. RefSeq names its product MAM domain-containing glycosylphosphatidylinositol anchor protein 2-like. Gene Ontology annotation, cellular component: membrane. NCBI's taxonomy places the organism in Eukaryota, Metazoa, Chordata, Actinopteri, Perciformes, Percidae. The record is from RefSeq and is a predicted model, not a curated record.